Molecule: messenger RNA, 1086 nt
Organism: Bipolaris victoriae FI3
Lineage: Eukaryota; Fungi; Ascomycota; Dothideomycetes; Pleosporales; Pleosporaceae
Exons: 3
Coding region: 1-1086 (361 amino acids)
Source: RefSeq, a predicted model, not a curated record
AUGUCGUCACCGCUAGUAAACCUUCCAUCGCGACCAGAAAGAGCCUGCAUUAGAAACUCAGAAACAAUUGCAGUGACAGAAACUGGGUUCCAAUAUGUUCGACGUCGUUGUCUGAAGAGAGCUAAGGAAAGAAGAAGGCAACAGACGAUGCAAGAAGGUGUAUUAAAGCCCGCUUUAUCAAAACCGUCCGAAUUGCCCAAAGACCCCAUCUCCGUUUACUUUCAGGAAGAAGCUGAGAAGAAAGACGGUGCAAGCUGUGUAUUCUUGCUAUGGGGUUCUGAGAACUCUGAAAGCUUCAAAACCUGGGCUGUGGACAUUCCAAUCACCGAUGUUGAGGACAAUGAGGAUGAAAUCUUCGACUUGUUACAGAAGAAGUAUCAUAAACAACUUGGCCUCUCCCAGAUUUUCCUUCCAUUCCGAAAAUUUAGGAGACUCAAGCCCGUUACAUUCCGGUUGAUUUGCCGUGACUCAGAAAGGUUCCUAGCCUUUGUUCAACCGAUAGACUUAGACGGCUUGCACAAGAGCUACACUGAGCAACAGAAAAAUGCGAUGAAAGCUAUUAAACUAAUAGCAUAUUCCUAUUCGAACGAUUUUCCGGAACACUGCUAUCGCGAUAAGGAUGGGGAAUACAAUCACUGCAACGUUGACUGUCCAACCCACACUUCAGAAGACUCUGAUGAUUCAAGCUGUCCUUUCGAAGAAUGGGAUUGGGUCAAUGAUCAUAUAAAUUGGAUUCAAACUGCGCCUUUCCUUUCUUGCUACUUCCGAAAUCCAGCCGGUGCAAAGUCUCAAAGAAUACUUAGUGGCUUGAAUAGCCAUCGCUUUAUCCAUCGAUAUAGGAGCAUCUAUUUCCCAGUUGACGAGUUCCGAUUCCAGAAUAGAUAUCUAGAACUAACUGGCUUAUACGUUGAGACUGCGUGGUGCCCUGUGAAAUCCGGCAUUGCAUUUCUAAGUAUUCUCCUCCCUUCCAUAGUAAUUGGAGGAAGAUUUUUCUGGGGCAGUUGGGAGGUAGCAUUUGGCGCUGGAAGCUUCAUCAUCGCUUUGCCGAUGUUGGCACUGGCAGUACUUAGUCGCUAUGAUGCCUGA